Galeopterus variegatus (Sunda flying lemur) is the source of this 609-nucleotide messenger RNA. RefSeq names its product mitochondrial ribosomal protein S16 (gene MRPS16). The coding region runs from base 94 to 501 and encodes 135 amino acids. Gene Ontology annotation, biological process: mitochondrial translation. Lineage: Eukaryota; Metazoa; Chordata; Mammalia; Dermoptera; Cynocephalidae. Gene Ontology annotation, cellular component: ribosome; mitochondrial small ribosomal subunit. Gene Ontology annotation, molecular function: structural constituent of ribosome. The record is from RefSeq and is a predicted model, not a curated record. The transcript is spliced from 3 exons.
GACCGUCUGCAUUUGUCCCGCGUCCCGCCCGAGGCGUAGAGCUGGCCCUCGCGGGCGGCGGGACGCUCCGAGGAGCCGCACGGCAGCUGCACCAUGGUCCACCUCACUGCCCACCUGUGCAAGGCCUACCGUGGAGGCCACUUAACGAUCCGCCUUGCCCUGGGUGGCUGCACCAACCGGCCUUUCUACCGCAUUGUGGCUGUUCACAACAAGCGUCCCCGAGACGGCCGCUUCGUGGAGCAGUUGGGCUCCUAUGACCCACUGCCCAACAGUCAUGGAGAAAAGCUCGUUGCCCUCAACCUGGACAGGAUCCGGUACUGGAUUGGCUGUGGAGCCCACCUCUCUAAGCCUAUGGAAAAGCUGCUGGGUCUUUCUGGCUUUUUCCCUCUGCAUCCUAUGAUGAUCACAAAUGCUGAGAGACUGCGAAGGAAACGGGCACGUGAAGUCCUCUUAGCUUCUCAGAAAACAGAUACAGAGGCUACAGAAACAGAAGCAAGCUGACUUCAGUGAGCAUAGCAGUGGGAGCAAGGUCAAGGUUCUCUUAAAACACUUGUGGAGUGCUCUUAAUUAUGUUAGAUUUGGAGGUUAAUAAAUGGAAUAUUCGGAGUC